Messenger RNA from Phalaenopsis equestris, 1254 nucleotides. Its product is annotated as putative clathrin assembly protein At4g40080. The transcript has a single exon. Gene Ontology annotation, molecular function: SNARE binding; 1-phosphatidylinositol binding; clathrin heavy chain binding. NCBI's taxonomy places the organism in Eukaryota, Viridiplantae, Streptophyta, Magnoliopsida, Asparagales, Orchidaceae. Gene Ontology annotation, biological process: clathrin-dependent endocytosis; clathrin coat assembly; vesicle budding from membrane. Gene Ontology annotation, cellular component: clathrin-coated vesicle; clathrin-coated pit. The record is from RefSeq and is a predicted model, not a curated record. The coding region runs from base 117 to 944 and encodes 275 amino acids.
AUCAAUCGCCGCUAAGCCUGCAAACCCUAAUUUUCCGAAACCCUGCAAGAACCGAUUUUGACCCCAAAAUCCAAUUUUUUUUUUUUUCCCAUCAAGCUCUCCCUCUCUCCCUCCCCAUGGGCCGAAAGCUCCGGCGAUUUGUCGGCGCCCUGAAAGACAAGGCUUCCCUGACAAAAGCCGCAUUCGUCUUCCCUCCUUGCUCCUCCGCCGCCGAUAUCGCCGUCCUCCGCGCCACCUCUCACGACCACCCCUCCUCUCCUCCCCACCCCCAUCACAUCUCCGCCCUCCUCUCCUUCGGUCACGGAGCCCGCCCCGCCGCAUGCGCCCUCUCCUCCUCCCUCUCCUCCCGCCUUCUCUCCACCCGCAACCCCUCCGUCGCCCUCAAAUCCCUCCUUUUACUCCACCUUCUCCUCCGCUCCGCCCCCUUCAUCCUCCUCGACUCCCUCUUCUCCUCCCUCCUUCCUAAACCCUCCGGCCACCACUCCCGCAGCCCCCUCCUCCUCUCUUCCUUCCCCCUCGGCGCCGACCCCCUUUCAUGGUCCCUCUCCUCCUGCGUUCGCUGGUACUCCCGUCUCCUCGAGCUCCGAUUACUCCUCCCUGAACCCACUCCCGAUCUCUCCGACUGGGUUUCCUCCCUUCUCACCCGAGAUCUCAUCGCCGAACUCGACACCCUCGUUAAAUUUCUCGCAGAGGCCUCCUCUCCGCCGGAGAUGCGCUGCGGCGGCGGCCGAUUGGUGGCUGAAGUGGAGAAGUUGGUGAUUGAAGAUAGGAUUGCCGCGGAGAACGGGAUUCUAGCUCGGCUCGGGGAGGUUCGGGAGCGAAUCGGAGCGGUUGGCUUCGCCGAUGCGGUCGAGUUGGUUUUCGUCCUCCGCCGGCUGGAGGAUCAUCGGCCGGCCCCAUAUGGAUGGAUGAGGAUUGCCGGCGCCGGUUUUGGAAUGAAGUGAAGGACGUUAAGGCGAUGGCGGAGGAUGUUGUUGUGAAGAGGGAGGUGGAGGCCAGAAAGCUGCGGCUGCUUCGGGCCGCCAGCGCUUCGGACCGGUUUGCGGUUCGGUCCGGGGAACUGGUUGUGUUUGGUUCGAACCGAUGGAUUAAAUAAUUUUUUUUUUUUUUUUUUUUUGUAUUAUAAAUUUUUGUGUUCUUCUUUUUUUGUUUUGAUUAGAAUAAGUUCUGUUGGUGGUUGAAAAGUCAAGGGGCAUGUUUGGGAAGAAAAUAUUUUAUGAAUUUUAGUAGUUAAUUACUUGAUUAAUUAAUGUG